Messenger RNA from Diospyros lotus (date-plum), 2518 nucleotides. Its product is annotated as NAC domain-containing protein 82-like. Gene Ontology annotation, biological process: regulation of DNA-templated transcription. The coding region runs from base 486 to 2294 and encodes 602 amino acids. The record is from RefSeq and is a predicted model, not a curated record. NCBI's taxonomy places the organism in Eukaryota, Viridiplantae, Streptophyta, Magnoliopsida, Ericales, Ebenaceae. Gene Ontology annotation, molecular function: DNA binding; protein binding. The transcript is spliced from 7 exons.
AUGCGAUUCAUAGCUCGGUCAGAUUUCUAGGGUUUUUGUUUUCCCUGUAACUGAGAAGGUCGGUUUCUUUUGAACGGUGUCUUACCGUCGUUGUUUCCGUCAAGAAUAAAUGCGAGUGAUAGAAAGCUUGUUGGUUGGUUUGCGAAUUAAACCGGUCAGUCUUGCACACCAGAUGUCUUCUGAUCACAGCAAGAAACAUCAGUUGUUUCUUCUGUGUUGUUUCCAUUUCAUGAGCCGGGGUAGGUUGUGGUGUUCUCAGAAGAUCUUCUUUCGGCACUGGACCUAACUAGAUUUGGAAGGUUUUUGGAAAGUAAUUUUAGGGUAUAUAUAGCUGUUUUUCUUUUGGUGCUUUAGUGGAGUAAUAUUACUUAUAGUCAAGCUACAUUUCUGGAAACAAUUGGUGGGCUGUUGAUUAAGAAGGCUAGGUAUAUCAUAUCAGAGAUUCCAAAGCUAUUAUAUUGUGGGACGUCCUGUUGGUACUCUUCAUGGAAAGGACGUCUCUCCCUCCAGGUUUUCGCUUUCAUCCUACUGAUGUUGAGUUGGUUAUGUACUACCUCAAAAGGAAGGUGAUGGGGAUGAAGCUUCUAGUGGAUGCAAUGGCAGAGCUCAACAUCUAUAAGUACUCUCCAUGGGAUCUUCCAGAUAAAUCAUGCUUGAGAAGUAAAGAUCUUGAGUGGUACUUCUUUUGCCCAAAAGAGAGAAAAUAUGCAAGUGGAGCUAGGACAAAUCGUGCUACUGAAAUUGGGUAUUGGAAGUCCACUGGAAAGGACAGACCUGUUCUGUACAAGCAGCAGAAUGUAGGCAUGGUAAAAACCUUGGUUUUCCACAAAGGUCAUGCACCUAGUGGUGAGAGAACAGAUUGGGUUAUGUAUGAAUAUAGGCUUCAAAUUAAGGAAUUGGCAGAUGCUGGUGUUGUUCAGGAUGCAUAUGUGCUCUGUAAAGUCUUCCAGAAGAAUGGGCGAGGCCCCCAAAAUGGAGCCCAAUAUGGAGCACCAUUUAAUGAGGAAGAUUGGAAUGAUGAUGCAGAAAUACGUGCAGAAUCUUUACCGUCUAGUAGUCUCUGCCCACCGGCAUUGCCUUCCAACAAGAAUGAUUCUGUUGUUACAACCAUGUUAGUUCAUGGAAGCACAAGUGUUGAUCCGUUAUCUGAACAAGGGCAGUUGAAUGUUCAACCUCUGGCUGAUGGUGUGCCUUCACCUGCACCAGAUAAUGAUGAAUACAUGAACUCGUUAUUGAACAUGUUCAGAGAUGAUGAGGUGGAUAAUUGCAAUGAUAUAUACAAGGGCUUGGGUGACUUGGACUGGGCAGAUCUGAUUGGAGGUGAGUGUGGGACAACUAACUAUGGCGGCACUAACCCAGUGCUUAUGGGCAACGGCAUGGCUCCAAACACUGAUGGGACAACUAAAUAUGGCACUAACCCAGUGCUUAUGGGCAGGGACAUGGCCCCAAACACUGAUGAGACAACUAAAUAUGGCACUAACCCAGUGCUUAUGGGCAAUGACGUGGCUUUUUUGGAGCUGAAUGAUCUCAGCUACCCAUUACACUACCCUGUUGAGGCCACUGCAUCUGAACACUUCAGUGAUAGAUCAUACGAACCCUACAGAGAUAACUAUCCAAAGCAAAGUUGUUUCCCAGUUGAUUCCUUUGGUGCUUUUCACCAUGUUUCUGAUAUGAACCAGUUGCCCAUGCUGCCUGAAGAAGCUAAUGGGCACAGUAAUCAUCUUGAUUUGUUCCAGGAAUAUGAUCCUUGGGAAAAUGCAAAUCAGGGAUUCACUGCUAGUUCUUACAAUCUGCCUUCUACUCCUUGCGAGCAGCCCAGAGAGGGAAAUACUGUUGUGCAAGACCAGAAUAGAGGAGAGCACCAAAGAAAAUCUUACUCAAGACUCCAACAACUGUUGGAGUCCAUCCCUGCCCGUCCUGCAUCAGCUGCAGAGCACCUUGUUUUUGCUGACAGGGCUGAGAAAUUGAAGGAACCUAGUCCCUUUGUCAUCUAUGGUUGCUCCUCCAUUGACGUCAAGGCUGAGGUGACUGGUAGGGUUGGUAGGUGCACUGAGGAUGCUUUGUCACAAAAGUUGGAGGGGCUUCCUUAUGGGUGUUGCACCUGCAACCUGCCCAGGACGGGUUUUGGCAAAUCAAUGGUAGAAUGUGGCAGGCUGUUUGGACUUUCCACGUUCCGGGGGAUGCUUUCUUUUUUUACUUGGAUCUUCUUAAUUGCAGUGCUGGCUAAACUUGGCAAGUUUACUUGGAACGUGAUUGUCUCCCAUCAAUUUUCUUUGCCAUUUUCUGUGUCAUAAUUGUUUGGUGGGUUGUCAAUUAUUUAGAAUAAUCUAGUUUCUGGUAGAUAUCAUUGGCCGGCUUAACUGUUAAGUAUGGUAGUUAUUUUGGUUUAGACUCGUGUCUGGUUCCCAUACUAUAUUUUGUUGAGAGCGAAAGCGAGGGCUGUGUAAUUAUCCCAACCAAGCAAUUUGCCUAAAUGCACUCGUCUUUUCUAUGAAUAAAUUGCUAGUUUUAAGUUUAA